UAUAGGAUUUAUUCACUAUGCAGCGGUGAGACAUCGUUUGAUAGGUCGCGCUGAACAGGUAAAUGUGUGUCACUGCGAUGGACUGAGAUGAAACGGCUUCAAAGAAUUGUUCUGUCCCCAAAAUGGACUAUACUUAAAGAAAGUAAGGAAUAAGAAGAUUCGCAGCCAUUGAUGGAUACCUAAUCUGAGUGAUAUCUCCAGUACAGUAAUUUGUGAAUUGUUUAACCAACGCCAUGCCGCUGAGGGUGCCAGUGAAGUGGCCUCUGUCUUAUGGCUUUCAGAUAUAUGGGCGUGGUCCAUGUUAUGUUAUCUAUGUGGAGAAGGGCAGUGUUGCUCAUCGGUCAGGGCUUAUGCCGGAGACCAGCUUCUGCAGCUGGAGGGACGAGAUGUGACGGCUCUGUCGGCAGAAUCAUUGAGAAUACUCGCCAAACAAAGCCGUGCCCAGCCUCCAGGAGUCGAAGUAGUGUCAUGUCUGUGUCAAGUGGAUAUACCCGCUCGGAAUGCAACAGGGUACGGAUUUACUCUAGUGGAAGGGCGCCCUCUGGUUGUGGGAGCUGUCGACUUCGGAAGUCCUGCCUACAGAGCCGGACUAAGGAUAGGUGAUGUGAUUCUGGAGGUGAACAACCAGCCCGCCCUAAGUCUAGAUGAUGUGGGGAGACUAUCCAAGGCGGGACGGAUGAGUCUCCUAACCAUCCCAGUCGGACGGACCGCCAACAUGCUGCAAGUGGAGAAGAACCUGAACAAGUCCACACCUGCCAAACACCGGGUCCAGAGGGCCAGGGACCUCCAUGACAAGAUGAACCUCAUCCUUGGAGAUGACUAUGAGAAGAAGAUGGCCGUUGUGGGAAUACUCAAGCAAUAUGCCGAGGAUCGGGAUGUUGAUGUGUUUUGUGAGGCGCUUGGUGUCAUUCUUAAAACUCCUCAUCAACGACGGGUUCUCAGGCAAAUCAGACCUUUUGUGCCACCCAAUCACCGCCCCCGAUUUGAAGAGCUCAUGAAGAUGAAGAACCCAUCUCACAUGUCAAGUGACCAGUCAAGCAAUGUGUCUGGAGGCAUGGCCCACAAGAUCGGAUACAGAAGAGUAAUCCAGGUUAUACGAGAUGAUGGCAGUUUUGGCUUCAUCAUCAAGGGAAGUAACCCUGCCUACAUCGAGAACCUUGAUGACGGUGGCCCAGCAGAUAAAGCUGGACUUCAGCCAAGAGACUUCAUCAUGAGACUCAAUGGCAUUGAUGUCAGACGUGCUGACCACAACCGCCUUGUGCAGCUGUUGAGGGACAGUGGGACGGCGCCGACCUUGGAGGUGCUGCGCUGUGUUGGGGGACUCAACUCUCCUACCAUCAGCCUGAGUUCACUGUCCACUGAUUCAUCUGAUUCAAGCCAUGCUUCCACAGAGUGGCUGACUGAUCAGAAGUUUGUCGAUAAAGAGGGGCGCACAUUCAAGCAAAGGGUUGAUUUUCUGUUGACAUCGAAGGAGAGAUCUCACCUAAAGAGAUCAAUGCAGACCUAUGAAGUGACGCGAGAUGUGGUGGAGCUUGAAACAAGUCUGUCUGAAAUUCUGGACACACCAUCAAAGAGGACUUUGUGGAUGUUUGUGAUCGCCCGUCUGCCUCCUCAACAUCAGGAGUUCUGUAUUCACCGAAUCAGUCUGCCUCAACACAUCCUGCUGGAGGUUUUGCGAACACAGCAGAAAAUAAACGGCCAUGGGCAAAUGACAGCAAAUGGUCUCCAGCAGGCUGGGUGGGAGACCCACAUCGGGACGUCUGCCCGUCUGCCCGCUUCCUUCCAGCAGCAGAUCGAGUUCCUGCUCACAUCACAGGAGCGGAUACAGAUCAAGCGCUCCCUCCAUAUGUAUGAAGACAACAGAGAUGUGAAGGCUCUGCUGAAUGAGCUGGAGGAGAUGCUGGACACGCCAUCCAAAAAGACAUUGUGGAAGUUUAUCCUGCCGUUGCUGACAACGUCGCACCAAGAUAUUGUCAAACGCAGACUUGACUUCCGACAGCAGUACAUAACCAGUCAGAUUUCUGACUCAGCAAUGGAUUCCUACAUUGGUCCACCUGACGAUGACCUUCAUGAUGACCUUGCAGUUCAGGAGGAGAUUGAGAUCGGGUCUGGGAAAGUCCAUCAUCGUCAGGAGGAAUUGUCAUUGUCUGAUGAUGAGGAACAGACCAGUUCAGCUUCUUCUGAAUCUAUCGAGUGGCGACCAAAAUCCAAAGAUCUCAAGGAGAGGUCUGAGCGUGCCCUACUGCGGGAGUUGGAGGAGACGAGGAAGGCUGUGCAAGAUGUCAGGGAGGCACUUAUGAGCCGGACGGUUCUUAUUGCAGGUGAUUCUAAUGGCAGUCCCCCUGUUCGCAAAUGGAGAAUCUCCAGACUCGAAUUUGUAACUGUUAUCCCGAUCGGGUACCAGGAACAGGUAAAGCAUAGUUCCCAUGGCAACAUCCCAAAUGGAGUGUCCACAGAGGUAAAGAUUCAUAAUAAUGUGAGCCACACCACCUCAAAUGAAUCGUCGCAGAGCUCUGUCGGCAACCAUGUGUUUUAUAGUACAGAUGAAACGGACUAUCACACAGAUAGGGACUUAUCCAGCUACUCUGGGGACACGUUCAACCAGAAGGCCAUGGUGGCCCUGAAGGAACUGGAUGCUGUGAUGGCUGCUGAAGCAGAGGAACUGGAGCGACCCGUGGUCAACAAGAGUCAUCAGACUAAUGGUGUUUUGGGACCCAGGACCAAUAACAUUACCAUAGUGACCAAGAGUGACCAGGCUGCAGUCAAUGGGGUUGUGUCGAGGUCAGGGAGUAGUGUAACUGCCCAGAACAACCGAGUGUCCAGAUCCAGUAGUAAUGCCACAACUCGGAAUAAUACGUUUGCUGCACCAGCCCAAGCACCACCACCACCGCCGCCGCCCCCGCCGCCACCACCACCACCUCCUCCACCACCACCAGGUCCCAGCAGUAAGAUAGAGCCAGGCGGCAUGAACGUGAAGAGGAUCAACUGGGAGAAGCUGGACAACAACAUUGUGGAGAACACAAUAUGGAGAAAUGUCAAUAAAGACAAUGCUUCCCUGGAAAAGAUGGUCAAGCAUAUGGAGCUGGAAAAUCAGUUUAGUACCAAGAUGCAGAAAACACAUUUUCAUGAGAAGCGACAGGAGCUCUGUAUUCUUAAUCCAAAGAAAGCCUACAAUGUGUCCAUUCUGAUGGGUCACCUGAAGAUGACCGGAGCCAAGAUGAAGGAGGCCCUGUAUCGGAUGGAUGAACACAUCUUGACUCCGGAGCUCAUUAAACAACUCCUGGCUUACUCUCCGAAUGGGACAGAGAUGGCCAGCUAUGGUGAUUUCAAGGGAGACAUUGAAGAUCUUAGCAAACCUGACCAGUUCACGUAUGAGAUGAGCAGGAUUCCAGGGUACCAAUCGCGACUCCACGCUAUGCUGUUCAAGACAAACUUUGAGGAGAAAAUCUCUGAAAUGAAGGAGAAUCUGCAUUUCAUCAAGACAGCAUCAGUAGAAAUGAAAGAGAGCAAGAAGUUGGCAAAGAUUUUAGAGCUGAUCCUGGCGAUGGGGAACUACAUGAACAAGGGCAACCAGAGAGUUGGAGAAGCAGCUGGCUUCAGAGUCACCUUCCUCACACAGCUGGACGUUACAAAGACAAGCGACAACAAGCUGACCUUCCUCCACGUACUGGUGGACACCAUCAAGACCAAGUUCCCAGAGCUCAUCACACUCAGCGAGGAAAUUAACUCAGUUUCUAAAGCUAGUAAAGUGUCCAACGUUCUGCUCCAGCAGGAGUUACUGGAUCUCAGAAAGGCAGUACAGGAAAUCUCCAGCACCCUGGAGAAGAUGAAGGGGCACCAACCACCUGCCGGCAUCACCGACAGAUUCAAUGACGUCAUUGGUAAAUUCAUUGGGCGUGCCACCAGUGAGGUGCAGUCGAUGUCCCGUCUUCAGACUACCGCCAUGGAGGCGUUCCACGACAUGGUGCAGUACUUCGGGGAGGACCCCAACAAGAUGGACACAAGCGACAUGUUCGGAAUAUUCAACCAGUUCGUUAUUAAGUUUGAGAAGGCACAUCGAGACAAUUUGCAGCGUCACUGACAUUAGCCGCCACUCACUUUUGCCACAACCCUGCACAUUUGAUAUGGCCUCACGUUUGAGUUGAUCUGUUGAGCUUCAGCAUGUGAACUGUACCAAACACGUCCAUCUAUGUUGGCAGUGCACAGGAAAGCCAUCUAUGUAUGUCUUUGAUUGUAGUUGGUGUACAGGAAAGCCAUCUAUGUAUGUCUUUGA
Haliotis rubra (blacklip abalone) is the source of this 4273-nucleotide messenger RNA. Its product is annotated as delphilin-like. Lineage: Eukaryota; Metazoa; Mollusca; Gastropoda; Lepetellida; Haliotidae. The record is from RefSeq and is a predicted model, not a curated record. Gene Ontology annotation, molecular function: protein binding.